Vollenhovia emeryi is the source of this 321-nucleotide messenger RNA. RefSeq lists its product as uncharacterized. The coding region runs from base 1 to 321 and encodes 106 amino acids. The transcript has a single exon. NCBI's taxonomy places the organism in Eukaryota, Metazoa, Arthropoda, Insecta, Hymenoptera, Formicidae. The record is from RefSeq and is a predicted model, not a curated record.
AUGGUGGAGAGGGGGUUCACGUUGGCGAUCGUGGCCGAGCCCCACCGCCCCCCAAGAAGCAGCCCAUAUCGGGCUGUUGGGCAGGCGGGGGACUCGGUCGCGAUCCGAUGGCGGUCGGUGCCGGGAGGGCCCAGCACGACCCCCAUCGAAAGUGGGCAACGGCACGUAGCUGUGCAGUGGGGGCCCAUCGCAGACGUGGGGGUUUAUUUGAGGCCCACCAGACGCCUUGCCCCGUUUAAGGGCUGGCUAUCGGACCUGGGACAGACGGUCCUACGUCUGAGUCCGAGGCCGGUCCUCGUGGCCGGGGACUUCAACGCGUGA